Megalops cyprinoides (Indo-Pacific tarpon) is the source of this 2194-nucleotide messenger RNA. RefSeq names its product serine/threonine-protein kinase PAK 5-like. Lineage: Eukaryota; Metazoa; Chordata; Actinopteri; Elopiformes; Megalopidae. Gene Ontology annotation, biological process: regulation of MAPK cascade; intracellular signal transduction; protein phosphorylation. The record is from RefSeq and is a predicted model, not a curated record. The transcript is spliced from 9 exons. Gene Ontology annotation, molecular function: ATP binding; protein serine/threonine kinase activity. Bases 131 to 2077 code for a protein of 648 amino acids. Gene Ontology annotation, cellular component: cytoplasm.
UGCACGGAGCAGGAGAAACAUGGCGCUUGCAGGAGCAUGACGGUACUCGCUGUAAUCAGAUAGACAUAAUAAGAUCACAGCAGCGAACGAGACAUGUGAUGAUUGAUAUAAGACAGCGGCGUUCUUGGACAUGUUUGGGAAGAGGAAGAAGCAGCCUGACAUCUCAGCACCAUCUAACUUUGAGCAUCGUGUCCACACGGACUUCAGCCCCCAGGAGCAGAAGUUCACAGGCCUACCCCAGCAAUGGCAGACUCUGCUGGCAGACACAGCCAACCGGCCCAAACCCCUGGUGGACCCCUCGUACAUCACGCCUGUCCAGCUGUCCCCCAUGAAGGGGCCAGUAAAGGCAAACGUGCCGCAGAAGGACGCAUCUAUCAACGGUCUGACGGAGGAGUUUGACAGCGUCUCGGUGACCCCUUCUACCCCGAACCGUGCUAGCGCAGCGGAGGAGAACGGCUUUAGGGGCCGCCACUCACAGUCCUCCAGCGCCCUGGGGAGCUACAGGGAAGGGGACAGGUCUGAGGGAGAGGCGGGCGUGGGGCGACGCUCUCUGUCCGUCAGAGAAAAUGGGCACAGCGUGAGGAGCCCGUUUUACCCCGAUGCAAUGCCAGGGAACCCCAGCCUCUACAGCACACCCCAGGACUACUCCGCCCUUCUGGGCACCAGGGGGCGACACCGGGCCUCCACAGGGAGCGGCUUCCAUGAGUACAGGGAGAAAGCUCUCGGGACGCGGUUGAGGAUAUCGCUACAGAGCGAGCGCGGGGAAUGCUCGGACAGCGACUGGUCGAGCGGUGGGCUGCAGGGCCACAGGAAGCGGUCCAGCUCCUCCUACCUGCCCCCCACCAGCGCGCACACAUACACGGGACUCUUUCAAACCGGGAGCACCCCCUACUGGACACGCACGGGAGAUGACAGCAGGAUGUGGGGUGGGGGCUCCCAACUUCCUGUGGGUGAGACCUUCCCCCGUGGACCGUUCAGACUACCUCAGAGUCCAGCCAAUCCCAGCUGCCCCAGCACCUUCCCGUACCCUGCUUUGCUCAACCACAAGCCCUCCCCCUAUCAACACCCCCCUUCCCAGCCCAGCCCCUCCUACACGCCCCCUGGGGCAUACUCCCACCCCGUAUCCUCAAUCUUCCGCCGAGGGGCGUACCCUCUGCCCGGCGGGGAUUCGUGGCCGGACCAGCAGUCCUCCCGGGUGUCCCACGAGCAGUUCCGAGCCGCCCUGCAGAUGCUGGUCAGCCCUGGGGACCCGCAGAAGCACCUCAACGACUUCAUCAAAAUCGGAGAGGGCUCUACGGGUGUGGUGUGCAUCGCCACGGAAACGCACAGCGGCAGGCGGGUGGCGGUGAAGAAGAUGGACCUGCGGAAGCAGCAGAGGAGAGAGCUGCUCUUCAAUGAGGUGCUUAUAAUGAGAGACUACCGUCACCAGAACGUGGUGGACCUGUACAACAGCUACCUGGUGGGGGACGAACUAUGGGUUGUCAUGGAGUUUCUGGAAGGCGGAACCCUGACUGACAUUGUGACUCAUGUCAGGAUGAAUGAAGAGCAGAUCGCCACAGUCUGUCUAUCUGUCCUGAAGGCACUGUCCUUUCUCCACACGCACGGGGUCAUCCACAGAGACAUCAAGAGCGACUCCAUCCUGCUCACCAGUGAGGGAUUGGUAAAGCUGUCUGAUUUUGGGUUCUGUGCACGGGUGUCUGGAGAGGUCCAGAAGAGGCGGUCUUUGGUUGGCACGCCAUACUGGAUGGCUCCUGAGGUCAUCUCUAGGGUGCCAUAUGGUGCUGAGGUGGAUAUCUGGUCUCUGGGGAUCAUGAUAAUAGAGAUGGUGGAUGGAGAGCCCCCAUACUUUAAUGAGCCCCCCCUCCAAGCCAUGAGGCGGAUCCGGGACAACCUGCCCCCCCGGCUAAAGGAGUCCCAGAAGGUGUCGCCGAUGCUGCGAGCGUUCCUGGAUCUGAUGCUGGUGAGGGAGCCCUCCCAGCGGGCCACUGCUCAGGAGCUGCUACGACACCCUUUCCUCAAACUGGCCGGCCCCUACUCCUGCAUCCUACCCUUAAUGAGGGAUUAUCGUCAGCGCUGACCCCAACCCCCCUGCGGCAGGACGGCGCCACCAUUGAGGAAAGUCACGUCUCAGCACUAACAUCGUGACCACUAUAGUACUGUAGUGUAGCUCAGGAAAAAUAAAGAAAAAAAAACA